Messenger RNA from Sebastes umbrosus (honeycomb rockfish), 3287 nucleotides. It is a transcript of the gene chmp4ba, whose product is annotated as charged multivesicular body protein 4Ba. The transcript has 5 exons. Gene Ontology annotation, biological process: vesicle budding from membrane; late endosome to vacuole transport via multivesicular body sorting pathway. Gene Ontology annotation, cellular component: multivesicular body; cytoplasmic side of plasma membrane; ESCRT III complex. Lineage: Eukaryota; Metazoa; Chordata; Actinopteri; Perciformes; Sebastidae. The record is from RefSeq and is a predicted model, not a curated record. Bases 201 to 851 code for a protein of 216 amino acids.
UCUGGAAGACCGGAAGAAGAGAGAACAACAACAACAGCAGCGACAGCAGAGCAGAGCAGUAACAGCAGUCUUCCAGCUCGGCGACGAUAGUCGACGGGAAAGACAACAGACCCGUUUAACGAUUACCUGUUCGGUAUCACAAAGUACCGGCUGGUCGUGUACGGUAAACUCACCCGUUAUAGUUUACAUCUAGAGUCAACAUGUCGUUGAUUGCUAAGUUGUUCGGCGGCGGUAAGAGUGGGAAAGCGCCGACACCCCAGGAUGCGAUCCAGAGACUCCGGGAGACCGAGGAGAUGCUGGCCAAGAAACAGGACUUUCUAGAGAAGAAGAUCGAAGUAGAGCUCGUCACGGCGAAGAAGAACGGCACGAAAAACAAACGAGCGGCUCUACAGGCCUUGAAAAGGAAAAAGCGCUACCAGCAGCAGCUCGCGCAGAUCGAUGGUACGCUGUCUACCAUCGAGUUCCAGAGGGAGGCGCUAGAGAACUCCAACACCAACACAGAGGUGCUCAAGACCAUGAGCUACGCCGCCAAGGCGAUGCAGGCUGCACACCAAAACAUGGACAUAAACCAAGUAGACGAUCUGAUGGCGGACAUCACAGAACAACAGGAAGUGGCUCAAGAAAUCUCAGACGUAAUCUCCAGACCGAUAGGUUUCGGAGAAGAUUACGACGAGGAUGAGCUCAUGGCUGAGCUGGAGGAGCUGGAACAGGAAGAGCUGGACAACAAUCUUCUGGAAAUCACAGACAACGUUCCUCUACCCAGCGUACCAUCUGUGGCACUACCAGCCAAGAAGAAGGUGGAAGAAGAGGAGGACGACAUGGCGGACCUCGAAGCCUGGGCGGCUAACUAAGCUAGCUUGCCCUGCUAGCUAGCUAGUGUCCCUCUCCUGUCUGUCUCUGUGCUACCAGGCUGCUCCCAGACUUCUGGAAGAGAGACAGGGACUCUGGGCUGCUGAGCUGGCUGCUCCGUCUUAAAGCCUACGUCCCGAUAUCUAACCACAACCCGACUUUAAAGUAUGCACUCGUGCUUAUAUUCACUGACUUAAAAUGAAAUGAACCCAGGCUUUUUCUCCUCUGAUUAAUGUUACAGUAAGAAUCUCUUUGCUCCAGCUGCACACACUCCUCAGUUUCUUAAGGGCAUAGAGUAUGGAUAACAGAUGUGGCGGCCUGUGGUUCUGUAUAUAGAAGUUCUCCUUUUGAGGAACACGAAUGCGCACUUUGGGCAGGAGAGUGCAAGUGCAUACUUCUAUGGGAGGGUGUUUGGAGGAACAGGACGUGGCUUGUUUCUAGGAGGAAUGUGAAGAAUAAACCAAUGUGUGUGUGAGUGGGGGGGGAAGCAAAGUCAAAAAGACAUGAUUCAGCCAUUUUUUCUGCUUCCUGCGUUGUCAUCUCUCUGCUCUUCUACAAGGAUGAUGACGACCCGUCGUCUACACCGUCUCUGCUAAACUCUGCAGCUGCAAAAAAAAGAUGAAUGAUGAAAAUGUUGGACUUGCUCUUUGAAAUAUCGCUGUCAAACUACAAAAUACAUAUUACAGCAGGGGGAACAUCUCGUAAAGGGAGGAUCUAGGGUCUCAUCCCUCUGUCAGCCAUAUCUCCGACUAAAGUGUCUGCGGGCGACGUCUUGGUCACUCAUCAGGCUCUCUGGAUCUAAUCAGUUAAAUUCCUCAAAUGUCAUGUGAGGGGAAAACAGAGUAUUGUUAAUAGAAAAGGGCUUUUUUCCAUCACUGAAUAUUACAGUGGCUCCGGUGCCUGUUUAAAGGCACAAUGAGGAGGAUUUGUCGGUUGUAAACGCAACAUUCAAAGCUGGCCCCGGCUUAGCGAGGGUUACGUUAAGGCCCAGACUCACCAACCCAACAUCGAAGAACCAGCGGCGACGAAGGCCACCGUUGAGUCACAUCGCGUCUCCUUUGUCUCGGCCGACAAGUUGCACUCGCACACACCACAAAGACUACAGCCGACGGCCAGAUAGCACGUGCGUUCUGCGCCUGCGUGAGAGGAAAUAGCUCUCCACACCAGCAGGCGGCGGUAGUUUGUAUUCAUCAUUCUGAAAGGGAAACGGGAAGACCGACGACGGCGGAUAUACAAGCCGUUGUUAUGAUACGUACAUGGAACAAAGCGGCGUCUGACGACCAUUCUCACACCGCUCUCACUCACCGCUUAGCUCCAUUCCAGAUGUUGAUGUCACCGUGAAAAUAUCCGUGUGUUGGAACGAUCAGAUGAGAUGAAGAUGAAAAAUGAGAAGAGCCUUCAGUGUUUUUCCUCUUGACUUUUCUCGUUGGCUUGCUUUCCUCACUUCCGUUUCUCUUCUCGUGCACUGAUUGGUUUAAGCUGAACAGCCAUUUUCGUAGCUUCCUCUUCAAUGUGUGCUUACGAUCCGGUUCAUCCAUGGUUUAUACCAACAAGCCGAUGCUAGCUUCUACUUGAUACCUUAUCUCCGUGAUUCCUCAGUGACUCUUUAGUCGUGGAGCUCUAAUAUGGCUGCCAGAGGGCACAUUGGAAGGCCUUCUGUUCCUCAGUUUAAAGUUACACGUGCCUGACACCUCCAGAGCCUUCUCAGUCUGUGGUUUAACAGUGAUGUACUGUGAGAAAGUCCUACAUUGGUUGAAUUUAAAGAUAAUGUGUGUGUGUGUGUGUGAGUGUGUGACUGUGUGUGUGUGUGUGUGUGUGUGUGGAGUUUUCAGCCUUUUGACACAGUGACCUCUUGUGCAUAUUUAGUCAAAUUGAGAUGGUGAGCUGGAUUCUUUUUUUUUUUGCUCUUGACUCACCUGUAGUGCAAAACUGAUUCAAACAUUGAGAAUCCAUGUUGAUCUUCUUGAUCUGCUCACUGCCUCGUUCCUCACGGCUGUAGCUACACUUCCUUCCUCCUAUCAGCAGACACUGUUAUGCACAGACGGAUUGGGGUCGGCCCACAAUCAAUCAGAUGGUUGUAAUCAAAGCCUUUAAAUAAAUGAAUCUAAUGAAGUAGUGAUUUGAAACUUGUGCUCAUUUUUGUAAUGCAAAAAAAUCACUUUAUUUGGUGAGCGGAUCGACCCCAGUCCUGAUAUUUAUAGACAAACUAAUGAAAAGAAACUUGCAUAUGCCAAUAGUUUGUUUUUCUUCCUCUCUGUUUACCUCCGAUAUCACUCAUGUUCUAUGUGGCUGUACAGAAACACAGCGUGACCUGUAGCCCGUUCCGCUCAGAGCUCUACGAAGACGUUGGACACUGGAGAUUUUCCGUGUGGAGGCCAUGUUGCUCUGUAACUGGCGUUGUAUACAGUUCAUCUUAAUAAAGUUGGGGUUCGAUGCAA